AUAAAUAAUAAACGGGUAAAUGUUUUGAAAACUCAUCGUAUAAAAGGAGAAAACCCUAGAGCUUCAGAUUUUGCCAUCCGCCUCUUAGCACAGAACUUCUUCCCCGUCGAACUCUCUCUUCGAUUUACAGACCAGCAUCCAGAAUCAACGAUGGUUCUUUCAAACGAUUACGAUUUGCUCAACCCACCCGCAGAGCUCGAGAAGAGGAAGCACAAGCUCAAGCGCCUCGUCCAAUCCCCAAACUCUUUCUUCAUGGAUGUCAAGUGUCAGGGUUGCUUCAACAUAACCACCGUGUUCAGCCAUUCACAGACUGUGGUGGUGUGCGGCAACUGCCAGACUGUCCUUUGCCAGCCGACCGGUGGACGCGCUCGACUCACCGAGGGUUGCUCCUUCAGAAGAAAGGGUGAUUAAUUUACUUUAUAAUAAUUAUCUAUUUUACGACUCAGUGAAUGUUGAUUUCCUCAGUAAGAUUAUCGGACAAAGAUUUUGUUUUGUUUUUGGGGUUGAAUGUUUGUCUCGUUUUUAUUUCCAGUCCUCCGUUAAGGUUUAUCGACAUUUUCCAGGUUAUUUAACGAGAUAUGGGAAUGGAUCUUAUUUAAAAUCUCUUCUUUAUUGUUAGCUAACAGUUUGUUUUAUGUGUAUUUGAAUUGAUUUUUGCUGUGGU
Messenger RNA from Erythranthe guttata (spotted monkey flower), 664 nucleotides. Its product is annotated as small ribosomal subunit protein eS27y. Gene Ontology annotation, cellular component: ribosome. Gene Ontology annotation, biological process: translation. Lineage: Eukaryota; Viridiplantae; Streptophyta; Magnoliopsida; Lamiales; Phrymaceae. The record is from RefSeq and is a predicted model, not a curated record. Gene Ontology annotation, molecular function: structural constituent of ribosome.